Molecule: messenger RNA, 385 nt
Organism: Meloidogyne enterolobii
Lineage: Eukaryota; Metazoa; Nematoda; Chromadorea; Rhabditida; Meloidogynidae
Source: the annotation of a GenBank genome assembly
GAUGUCAUCUAAUUUGCCUACUCCUGAUUCCACUUCAGAGCAAGUUAAUACGAAAAAUGCUGUUGGCGAUGAUGAUUUGAUAGAUGAAGAUGCUUUGUUGGAACCGAAAGAUUUGGAAAGACCAGAACAAAAAAGUGGUUGUGGACCUGCUAAGGAAGGUGGCGAACAAAAGAAGAAACGGGCUUGCAAAAAUUGUACCUGCGGUUUGGCUGAAUUAGAAGAUGUUGAAGAUGAAAAGGUGGAAGCGCCUCAGCUCAAAUCUGCUUGUGGAAAUUGUUACUUGGGCGAUGCUUUUCGAUGUUCUAAUUGUCCAUAUAUGGGAACUCCUCCGUUCAAACCUGAUGAGAAAGGAAAAGUGAUGCUUUCAAACGUUGACGACAUUUAA